Messenger RNA from Andrographis paniculata, 2925 nucleotides. RefSeq names its product protein PSK SIMULATOR 1. Lineage: Eukaryota; Viridiplantae; Streptophyta; Magnoliopsida; Lamiales; Acanthaceae. Gene Ontology annotation, biological process: positive regulation of growth. The coding region runs from base 698 to 2617 and encodes 639 amino acids. The record is from RefSeq and is a predicted model, not a curated record. The transcript has 13 exons.
AACUCGGCGUCACGUUGCUGUACAAUAUUGACUUGGAAUAUUACCACAAUUACCGCCCAAGAGUGAUUUUUUCGUCUUGCGGGUGUUUUUGAGUUUUGACCAGAGAAAGGGAAAGUGGGGUUGGCUUGGCUUGGCUUCUCUGUCUGCCAGACCCUAGUUUCUUGAAUCUUGGUUUCUCGAUGUGUUUGUUGUCUAUAGCAGAUGGAGUCAGCAGCGGCAGCAGUACUCAGACCACUAAUUCCACUCUCUUUGAGUGUCACUUUGAAGCUUGAGACAAGGAAAGCUGCUCCUCCCUUGGUACUUUAUUAAAUCUUGAUUGUCUUCUCGAAGACCCUUGAUGGGUGCUUAUUGCCCGAGCCCAAAUCUCUAUCAGCUACGGAUAGAUACAUAAUUGUAGUCUGCUGCGAUCCUUUUUUCCUUUCCGUCAUCAUCAUUGCAGUUUUACUCAUUCUGUAACUUCCCUUCAUUGUUUUUCUCGUGGGAUUGAAAGAGACGCAGACGGGAAUCUUUCUUUCUUCUCGUAGAUCCGACCAGUCGUAUUUAUCUCACUGUCAAAGUACCCUUGUGCGUGUAAUAAGUUUUCUAACAUCUGGAUUGCUGAAGAUUUUGAAAGAAUCACCGCCCACUUGUUUUGUCAACUGGAGGGUUGCUUAAAUGAUUAAUGCUGUAGAGAAGUUUUUAUCAUAAAUUGCAUACAAUGGGUGGGCUUUGCUCAAGAAGGUCCACUGAUGAUGCUGCAUUAGCUGCAGCACUUCCUCAUGUCAAUGGUCAUUUUUCUUACGGACCUGGAAUAGUGUAUAGGUCUCAUGGAUUGGACAUUGGAGAAAACAAUAUCCCAGCUGAUGGGGAAGUUGUAGAGAAGCAGAUUAGAGAGCCAUUUUCAUUUCCGGAGUUGAGCUCUGUUCCUCAUGGGGCAAAUUGGGAUGAUACUCAUGAUGGGAUACCACGGCUAUCUAGAGCUCUUUCGGAUAAAUCCAGAUCGACUAGAUCAAGGCAAGUUGCAAUUGCAAAGGUAUCAGAAAUGAGUUCACUUCUGGGGAGAGCAGGCACUGUUGGGCUUGGAAAAGCAGUUGAUGUGCUGGAUACUCUUGGCAGCAGCAUGACAAAUUUGAACCUUAGUGGCGGUUUUGCAUCUGGGAUAGCUACGAAAGGAAUAAAGAUUGCAAUUUUGGCUUUUGAAGUGGCGAAUACAAUUGUCAAAGGUGCCAAUCUGAUGCACUCCCUUUCAGAUGAAAAUAUUAGGCACUUAAAGGAGGUUGUCCUCCCAUCUGAAGGUGUGCAGCUUUUAAUAUCGAGGGAUAUGGAUGAACUCCUAAGAAUUGCUGCUUCUGACAAGAGGGAUGAAUUAAAAAUCUUCGCUGGUGAAGUUAUUCGGUUCGGAAAUCGCUGCAAGGAUCCUCAAUGGCACAACCUGGACCGUUAUUUUGAGAAGUUGGAGUCGGAAUUCACUCCUCACAAACAAUUGAAAGAAGAAGCAGAAGCUGAUAUGCAUCAAUUGAUGGUGUUGGUACAGAACACUGCUGAACUAUAUCACGAAUUGCAUGCGCUGGAUAGGUUUGAACAGGAUGUUCGGCGUAAAGCUCAAGAAGAGGAUAACACAAAUGCCACACAACGAGGAGAAAGCCUUGCCAUUUUGCGCGUGGAGCUAAAGAGUCAAAAGAAGCAUGUAAAGAGUUUGAAGAAAAAGUCCCUCUGGUCUAGGAUCUUGGAGGAGGUUAUGGAGAAGCUUGUGGACAUUGUCCACUUUCUACAUAUGGAGAUUUAUACCUCAUUCGGUAGCAGUGAAAAUGAGAACACACCCGAAGAAAAGGACCAUCAGAAGUUGGGAUCUGCUGGACUUGCACUACACUAUGCAAAUAUCAUUACCCAGAUUGAUACACUUGUGACUAGAUCGAGUUCCAUGCCGCCGAGUACAAGAGAUUCUCUUUACCAAGGACUGCCUCCUGGUGUGAAGGCAGCUUUGCGCUCCAAGUUACAAUCUUUUCAUCUCGACGAAGAGUUAACUGUUCCUCAAAUCAAAGCCGAAAUGGAGAAGACUCUACAGUGGCUGGUGCCCAUGGCUACCAAUACGACCAAGGCUCACCAUGGAUUCGGUUGGGUUGGAGAAUGGGCGAACACUGGGUCGGAGAUGAACCGCAAACCUACCGGCCCCGCGGACUUGCUCCGGAUUGAGACACUUCAUCACGCAGACAAGGCGAAAACCGAAGCCUGCAUCCUUGAUUUAGUCGUGUGGCUCCAUCAUCUCAUCAGCCAAACGAGGGUUGCAAACGGUGGGAUUAGAUCACCAGUAAAAUCCCCGAUUCGAUCCCCAAACCAGAAGAUGCUUCAACUGAGUCAAAAACCGAGCUCACCAUCGUCAUCCUCAUUGUCUGUCGAAGACCAGGAGAUGCUCCGGGACGUGAGCAAACGAAAACUGACUCCCGGGAUCAGCAAGAGCCAGGAAUUCGACAAGUCGAAGUUGGGGCUGUACAAGCACCACCGGCUGAGCCGGAGCAGCAACCAUUCUCCGACAAGGGAUCCAUUCCCCAUCCGAAGACCAUCCUCUGUCCCUAUCAUUAACUUCGACAUCGAUCGGGUGAAAGCGCUGGACGUAAUCGAUAGAGUCGACUCAAUUUGAAGGAAUCACACGAGCAGUUGUAGAGAAUAAUCCAUCUCUUCAUGCAUGAGGCGUCUGUUGUAUCGGGUAGUUUUGAUCUCCGCCGGCCGCUGGCUGAGAUCAGAGAGUUCGCCGUCGCGGCAGGGGGAUCUUGAAUGUGGAGUUUUGACUUUGUGUAUGAUGUUUUUGGCUGUGAAGCUUCAAGGAAACGGGUGUGCCUGCCUGUGUGGAUGAAGAUUGUCCCAUUAUUUAGCCUCUGUACAGAAUUGAACAUAUGUUUCUUUUUUUCAUUGUCGCUCUUCCCAAUCGUUACAGCUACAAUGAACCAA